AAAGAAAUACAUUUGCAUAAUUGGCUGCAUCUUUUUAUAGUGACAUGUUGACUGGUGGCUUUGUGCCUGAGGAGGACUGCAUGGAAUGAGGAUGACAGCUAGCAGCGACGCUCAGAAAUAAAACGCACACAGCUGCACGGUCGGACCCGCGCGCGCGCGCGAAUGUGAACGCGUUGGCGUUAAUUUAAUAUUUGUUUUGCGAGUGCUGCUUCUGGAGUGUAGCGUUACCGUGUCGUUUGCGCCAGCAGCAGGAGAGAAAACCGGUCGGAGGAGGUGAACGAGUUCGCUCCUCGGUUGGAGGAGCUGGUGUGACGUAGCACCACAUACACACACAUACACGCCGGCUACUGCGUCGCCUGCCAGGAUCUCAAUGUGGGGAAAUGACCGCAAGUGACCUCAAAGAAAACACUGUAUUGUAGCGCUGCUCGGAUUUUUAUUUUGCACAACAUUAAAACGAGAAUGCGUCCUUAAUUUUAGCUAGAUAUUCUUACGGUAAAUCGCGCUAUAUCGCGGGGAAAAGUGCGCUCUGUGUCGUUAGCCAAUCGCCCGAGUGUCUCACUAGCUUGCAAGAGGCUAACAUUAGCUAGCUACGCUAAGCUAAGAGCAGCCCAGUGCUACGGCCGGCGCUUCUUGUAUUCCACUUCCCGCAGAUGCUAAGCUAAUUUAGACGGGGCUAGCUGCUGCCAUGGAUAAAGCAAAGUCAUUGGCAGACAAGAAAGGAGCGCCGGGACCUUUUCAUGUCAACAACGGACAGAGCCAGAGGGGGCUUAAUGGCCACGUCGCUGUGGCCGCAAAUGGUGGCUGCUGCGGCGGCAGCGCGUUCGCCUCGAGCGCCGGACCUGGCUGCAGCAGCGGCGGUGGCUGCAGCAGCACCACUUUUGACAGCAUGCAUCACCUGCACCGCGGUGACGAUGCCGAGUGCAACGGGUCCCCGGCCAAGAGGUGCCGGAUGCGGAGGAGGACUGAGUCGGUGAGACGGAAUAGACCCCCUUUCCCCUGGUUUGGUAUGGACAUCGGUGGCACCUUGGUGAAGCUGGUGUACUUUGAGCCUGUUGAUAUAACGGCAGAGGAAGAACAGGAAGAAGUGGAAAACCUCAAGUCUAUCCGUCGCUACCUCACCUCAAAUGUGGCCUAUGGUAAAACAGGCGUCCGUGACGUCCACCUGGAACUGAGGAACCUGACCAUGUGCGGCAGGACGGGGAACCUGCACUUCAUCCGCUUCCCGACACAGGCCAUGCCCCGUUUCAUCCAGAUGGGACGUGACAAGAACUUCUCCAGCCUACACACAACACUCUGUGCCACCGGCGGCGGCGCUUAUAAGUUUGAGAAUGACUUCCGAUCGAUGGCAGACUUGGAGCUGCUGAAGCUUGAUGAGCUGGACUGCCUGAUCCGUGGCCUGCUGUUUGUCGACCGGAUGGGCUUUAACGGACACCCAGAAUGCUACUACUUUCAGAACCCGUCAGACACCCAGAGCUGCGUGAAGAAACCCUGCACCCUGGACAACCCUUUCCCCAUGCUGCUGGUCAACAUUGGCUCCGGGGUCUCCAUACUGGCCGUGUACUCCGAGAACGACUACAAGCGUGUGACUGGAACCAGUCUGGGAGGUGGCACAUUCCUGGGCCUUUGCUGUCUGCUGACAGGCUGUGAGACGUUCGAGGAGGCGUUGGAAAUGGCCAGCAAAGGCGACUCUACCAAUGUGGACAAACUGGUGAAAGAUAUCUAUGGAGGAGACUACGAGCGCUUUGGCCUGCAGGGUUCUGCUGUCGCAUCCAGUUUUGGUCACAUGAUGUGCAAAGAAAAGCGAGACAGCAUUAGUAAGGAAGACUUGGCCCGGGCCACGCUGGUCACCAUCACUAAUAAUAUAGGAUCCAUAGCACGGAUGUGUGCUGUCAAUGAGAAAAUCGAGCGUGUUGUGUUUGUGGGUAACUUCCUUCGUAUCAACACUGUGUCGACGAAACUGCUGGCCUAUGCCAUGGACUUCUGGUCCAAAGGACAACUAAGAGCUCUCUUCCUGGAACACGAGGGUUACUUCGGAGCGGUGGGGGCGCUGAUGGAGCUGCUCAAGACAACAGAGGACCCGUGAAGGAAACCGCACGACAUCACCAAUCCUCAACAAGGUGAUGUCGUCCACCCCUGGAAGAUGUGAUGUCAUCAACUGUUGAUGCUGUGACGUCAGCCACUAUUCGACGCUGCUGAAAGGUCCACUUCCCAGAGGCCACUAAAGGAACACUAAGAGAGAAAAACUGAGAAAAGCCAUUUUAAUAAUUUAACAGCUGUAAAUAGUGAUAACCUCUAACAUUUAUUGUCUAAAUUUCCCAAAUAGACCCCCCCCAUCAAAGAGGUUUUAAUAUUGUAAUUUUUAAUUUAUGGUUUCCUAUAAUUGGCUCUGCUGAUUCCUGUCGUCACAGAGACGUAUAUUAUUUUAGCGUGUUCUGUUUUGUUACUGUGUGUGAGUUUGUGUGAACAGCUACUGUAGCGUUAUGCCCUAGAGACUGUGGUGAGCCGAGCGGCUGUUUGUGCAACUGUUUUUUGUUUGUUGUUCUUAAGAUACAGUGUUUGCACAGAAAUUAAGUUACUCUUGAAUGUUUUUGGGCAUUUUUUUUUUAUUAUUAUUAUUAUUACUAUUAUUAUUAUUAUUAUUAAUAUUAUUAUCACCAGGGACUCACAGAAACACAACUCCUCCCACCCUCAUGUCAGAGCGCACAUGUGCACCUGCACUCAGACAGUUUGGUAAUGCUAACUUCUGGUUGUUACUGAUGCUAUAAAGACUGCAGCUGUGCAGGUUAUCAACGGUUCAGGACAGCAGGCAUUUUGUUGUCGCCUCUUUGUUGCACAAACAGUCGCUCCCGCACACUUCGGUCCUCUUAGGAGUGCACUGAAGCCAAAACCUAUUGAGAUUUGUACGAAACAGUCUUUAAUUCUCACUGUUGUUCCAUUACGCAUGGCCUUUGCUCCGUCGUUGGUCUCCCCUCCGUCUCCCGACAGUAUGUGCAAAACAGCACCAACAACAUGGUAUUGCCACACAUGCAUUGUGCUCCUUCUCCUGCUCGGUUAAGUGUUAGACAGUGGGACCAAGACAUUGUCUUCCAGUAGAUCUGCAUUGUUGAGUUCUGUUGAGUGGCACCACUUGUCCAGCUCAGCAGCCUGGGUUUGACUUUUCUGAAAUACUAUGGGUUGUUUAUUUUAUGGGUUUGUUUUUUUUUGUUCUUUUGUGUGUCCUUUCUGUCUCUCUUUACUCACACUGUCUGAUUGUCUUGUUUCUCGGACACUUGAGCAUGGUUGAGCCCUGAGUGCUCCUCGUCCUCUAGCUUCUCUGCCACCCCACUGCCUUGAUUGGGUGUUACAUUUUGAUGUAAUGAAGCAUUCAGGCUGAGCUAAUGUAAUGCUAAUGCCUAAAGUCAACCCUGGGAUUUAAAAAAAAACAAAACAACAACAACUUGACAAUGGGGACCAAGAUGCUUUUCGAUUGGUCGCCCCCUCGUGUAAAAUCCACUGAUGUAGGAACAGAAUCCGUUCAUCCUCCGUAGAUUUGUCUUUACUGUUUAAUCGUGGUGAUGUUGUGCAUGACGGUUGCUGAAUUGUCUGUCAUGCCGCAUCACACCCAGUAUUUUAUGCUUAUUUCUUAUCAGCCAUGAAACCGUUGAUCAGGAUGAUCCACACUAAUGCAAAAGUAAAACUCUAAGACUUGAGCUCUAUGAUGCUCAGUUUGGAUGCUUCUGUCCAAGAACAUUCAUAGCCACACGAUGUCGUGUUUCAAUGCAUCUGCUACUGUGUCUCUGUCGUAUUUUAAUCAACCGGUGACAAGGAAAAAUCAAGGAAGUAACUUUUAUUGAAAUGUCUGUAACAAUAUCAAGAGUGGACAAAGGCAUCUUACCGUAGCUGUAAAUGAAAUAGUCAUUGUAAAGCAGCUGCCAUCAUCAUCAGUUAUGAGACACUAACAGUGAAUUCUGGAUUAUUUAUAUUUGUUUUAAAAGAAAUGUGGACCACAGGUGUCCAGCUUCCUGGUUGGUAGUGGUGUCCAUUACUGCCUUCUUCUGGAUUACUGUCAUGAUAACGACCUUUCACCCUUAACUUCUACCGCCUUUCAUCUCCGCUAAUAAUCCGAGCAGCUGAACUGCUCUUAAACAGCUGGACCGUCCAGUCUCCACUGUGCUUUUUCUUGUUGCCACCAUCUUCAUGCCUUUUUUUCCCUCCACACUGAGAAACCAAGCUUUUUCCCCUUAACUGGAGUCAGUCCUGUCUCUCAGUUAUUGAAUUAUUAAGUAGUGAUCCGCCCAAGCUAUCACUGCUAACACAUUAUAGUUUGAUGUUCCUCAGUGUUACUGAGCUGGACAUUUAAGUGUUAGUCCAGCACUGCAGAUUCUCUUCACAGGACCUUGUGAUCUGUUCAUUUUACCUGUUGUAUAAUAUUAUGGUGAAAUCCUCUUCAUCUGUCUAAACAUUAUGCAGGAACUCUGUGUUAUUGGUGAAAUGCACAAACCUUGUAUUCAUCUAUCAUAUACAUGCACUACACUUGGACAUCAGUAAAUAACCUGUUUGCUGCUAUAACAGUUCUGUUUGGAUUUGAGGGUUUUUGGUUCAUUAGUAGAAUAAUCACAUUUACACAGUAAAAUCCUCUGUAUCUAAAAGUAGUUGUUUACCCUGUGAAAAGAAAGAAAAUCGAUUUCUUUCUAUAUCCUGCUCAUUUUCAGCCACAUUUUCCUUUUUUCCGUUGUUUUUCUUGCCUUGUCGGACGAUGUUAGUGGCCUCGACCUGUCGGGUUCCACUCAGCUUUAAAACCAGGCUGGUGUUGGUUAUUUUGUGCCACCUUUCUUUUAUUCUGAAAACCCCCUGCAAUCUGUUGCCUUCACCCUCUGUUAUCCUGGCUACAUCACACAUGUGCCCUUCACUUUUACGUGGGAAUGCAUUUGAGUUUCUUACAUCCUGAAUUUAAUCUAAGUGUGUUUUUCUUGUCUGGGAUGCAGAUGUAUUUUGUGUGUCUGCUUUCACUCUUUUUUUUGAUGUUUUGUUGUGUUUUGCCAUUGUUAUUGUUUUUAUGUUGUUUUUUUGUUUUUCCUAAAGCCACUUUAGAUAAUGCAGAUCAUCUCUAACAAGUACUGAAAUUUGACUCCUUUCCAUCAUUUCUUUUAAAUGUUUUGCAGUUUGUUUUGGGAGCAAUUUUUUUUUGUAAGAAAUGUUAUUUUAUGUCCUAUUUUAAUCCUGUUCGUAAUAAUCAAUGUGAGUCAAUCUGCUUUUCCCCGUGUUCUUUUUAAAUAUUGUUGUACUUAAAUUGUCUUUGGUUGGCACAAAAAGAACCAGUGUGACUGUUGUCAGAAAUGUAAAUCCCUGCCAUUAUGCUCUGUCAGUGUUCAGACUUGGUAUUGACAUCUGAUCAUGUGUAGGUCCCCGAUCUGUCUCGGAUGUGUCUUGGAAACAGACGUGACCUCAUGUGGUCACCGGGACCGUGGAGUUCAAAUACAAUAAGAUCGCAAUGGACAUCUGUCAAUACCAGGUCUGAAAGGGACCCAAGACAUGUUGUGAUAUGCAGCACUUAGUGAUAAUAGUGAUCAGAGUCUCGGUACGCGUUUUAAACACUAUAUCCUUGCUUUUUUUUAUCAUUUUAUAGUCGUGUGAUUUGGGCCUGGUUUCAAUGCUGUCUCUGAUUGGGGAAGAUAAAGGUGUGUACACAGGAGACAUUUUAAGAUGACACACAAUCUCUACACAGAAUAUAGAUGUGUUUUAAAAUUGUCCUUGUGCCUGUUUGCUAAAAUGUGUCUGGAAAACAAAUCUGUGACAUUUUCCAGUUCCUAAAUUUAAUAUGCUCUGUAUUAAUGCUCAGCAGUAUCAAAUCCUGCGCUGUAUCUGAUAUUUUUUCUGAACACUGUUUUAAAUAUGUUCUGUUGACUACAUGAUGGAUUGAAGUCAUGUUGCUAAAUUGGCUUUUUUUGGUUCUGUUAUCAGAAGUCAACAGUGGAUGUUUGUUUGCUUUGGUAACUCAGUGAGUGAGGUGUGAUUUUUUUGCCUUUCAGUAACCCUUUAUUUUCUGGCAUUCACUUCCCAAUGGGACCACGUGCAGACCAGUAUGAAUUUCUCUGCUCUGUUUGGAGCUUGAAGCAACAGCGUGCAAAACGUUAUGUCAUCCAUUGAGAAAAUGAAACUAAAGGCUAUGCAGCAACACCUCCAUCAAUCCCUUUGUCCCUGGCCGUUCCUCUGAGCCUGUCUCGUUUUAAUUUAACUUGUUUGUCUACAUAUGCAAUCCUGUGAGCCCCCCCCCCCCCCCCCCCUCUCGUAGACAUCCUGUUUGAAUCUUGAUGAAAAGUGUUUCUCCUCCAGGGGUUUUCUAUCCUGCUGAUUUAGUUGUUAACACUAUUAAAGGUGGAUGUUUGCAACAGGGUGUUAUAGAGGAAAGUAUUCAGUCUUUUAUUUUAAUAGAUUUAUUGAGGCAGCCUAAGUCUCAUUAGUGUGUAAAUGUGGUAGCUGAAAUAGUCUUGUUUUUAUCUUUUAUGGAAGAUACCAAAUUGUAAGCACCUUGUCUCUGUCAAACCUUGUGUCACAUACUGGUCAACAGUGACAGAGUGCUCCUUUUGCUUGUUCUUAUAUAUUUCAUCGAGUUUCUUUAUCUGGUGAAAACAUCCUGUUGCAUGAACACAUCCAGCCUUUGAACUGUCGUCUGGAAUGCUUGACUGGCAGGACACGACCUUUUCACCCUUGUGUAUUUAAUUGUACAGAGAUUUUUUUGUAAAUAAUAGUAUGAUAUAUUCUACACCAGCAAUCUGUCUGUUGAUUUAACAAAACAACAACAACUUUUCAACUGCUCAGAGCCAGGUUUCCCAAACAGGACUUGACACUUCCAUGUAAAGCAGACAGAAGAUGCAUCGAGACAAAACCACUUUGAUCUGCAGCUUCAUCCACAGCUGAACUCGAGCUCUAUUAAAUAAUAGCUAAUACUUGUAGGCCUGUGUUUUAUUUAGCUUCUAGUAUGCAGUUGAUAGGACUUUUAGGUCUAUAUGUGUGUAUGAUUGUUUAUGGUAGCAGUUAGGAAGCUGUUGUGCUCAAUGAAUUAAUCCUAUAAUGUCAGUUUAUUGUCACUUUAUCACAAUUGUUUCCAGGUCAAGUUGACUUUGAUUUGUUAACAAAGACUUCGUUAAUACCGAACGGUGGUUGAGAACAUAAUUAGUGAUUGUUUUUAAAGAGGAAAUUGUUGUUUUAAAUUGCAAUCCUCUUGGUUGGCGUUCAUCUCAGUGGCUGCAGUCUGUCUGUCUGUCUGCUGGAUUUCAGUGUUGGUGGUUCGCAUUGGCUUUUCUGUGAUUUAGAUGUGAAGGUUUUGGGAAGCCUAGUCCUGGUUGUUGGCGUCAGUUCCGCUGCUGCUUUUAACUUGGGUUUGAAGAAUAAAAAAAAAAAAUAUAUAUACAAUUUUAAACAGGCUUCCUGCCUUGUGCAAUGUGUAUGUACUGAAGUGAAACGAUUUUGUUUUUCUAAAAAGGAAUUAAACUAAAACUGGAUGAGGUCUA
Solea solea (common sole) is the source of this 7490-nucleotide messenger RNA. RefSeq names its product pantothenate kinase 1-like. Lineage: Eukaryota; Metazoa; Chordata; Actinopteri; Pleuronectiformes; Soleidae. Gene Ontology annotation, cellular component: nucleus; cytosol. The record is from RefSeq and is a predicted model, not a curated record. Gene Ontology annotation, molecular function: pantothenate kinase activity; ATP binding. Gene Ontology annotation, biological process: coenzyme A biosynthetic process. The transcript has 8 exons. The coding region runs from base 686 to 2083 and encodes 465 amino acids.